Messenger RNA from Symbiodinium sp. CCMP2592, 423 nucleotides. The record is from the annotation of a GenBank genome assembly. Lineage: Eukaryota; Dinophyceae; Suessiales; Symbiodiniaceae.
AUGCUGGGCCAGUCGCCUGAGCGUGCUGUCACCAUCCGAGCCGCAGACUGCAUCAGCACUCCGUCGGCCUGUGACCAUGCAGAGCGGUUGGGCCCAAGUGCUUGGGCAGCAGUUCUACUCUACACUCUACACUGCUAUCCUACACAUCAGCUCUUGCGUAGAAGGCCCAACCACGGAUUGCGUUGUAUAGUGUAUCCUCCCUGCCGGGAGGAGAGGUACAACCCCUGUCACUAUGAAUUCAAACCAGUGCUCAUGCCUGUGUUGAGAACUGUCCGCACGCUGUUCCGCUCGCCGGUUCGCCACCUGGCGCCCCGUGGGACAGAGAUCUGUGAUCUUUGUCUUACAUUUUAUUUGACAUGGAGUUUCCAGGACGGCAAGACACAGCAAACACAGUCUUUUCUGGUUUUUUCAGGCAAUCUCUGA